CAAGAAGCUCAAAGAGGCGGAAGUGGAGCCGGAAGUGAUGACGAACGUGAUGGCAAAAAGGGGCUUUCGUAGCGUCCCCGUGCAUGCUGGGAAAAGUUGACUGCUGAGCUUCCCAGAGCGCUGAGGAGGAGCGCUGUGGCACCGCGAGCCGGCUGUUUUAACCUUCGUCUCCGCUGACCAGAAGUCCGGGAAUUGUUUGUCCCACUUUCGUUUCUUCGCAUCGACCUUCGGGGAUGUGCCCGCCGCCUGCGAACCAUGAGAAUUAACCAGAAAAGAGACUUAAAGGUGUGAGUGAGAGGACUUAGAAGAUCACUGUGGGACCAUGGAGCCAGAAGUCGCCCGCAUGUACUCUUCUUCUCCGCCCCCACUGGAUGAUGGGGCUGAGGAUGACGAUGAUGAGUUUGGUGACUUUGGGGGCUUUUCUGGAGUGCCACCAAGUGUCAGCUUCACUGAGUUUGACACCCCUGCCACCUUUGGUCAACCUCAGUCUGCAGUUGACACCUCACCCCCCAGCUUGUUCAACAACAUUAGUGGGGGCCCUGGACCCUUCGGUGGGCCCUCUGUGGAGGAGGAUUCUGCAUCAUCUGAUACUGACAUCCCUGGUGCAGACUCCUGCAGCAGCCGGGAUGGCACUGAUGACUGGAAAAAGCUAGCAGACCAGACUAGACCGAGCCCUUUUUUGAACUCUGCUGACACUAAGAUGGGUAGCAGUCGGACAGAGUUUGAGGUAGGCAGUUGCAAUGGGGGCAGUCCAGUCACUGUGGUCCUCACAAAUGGGUUUAGUGCAUUUGAUAUGCAGGAAACUCCCUUCUGCUUGGAUGUCACCCAUCCACAAAAGAAAGGGUUUGCCUCAGGUCCAACACUGGAAGAUCACCCUGCCAGCCCUGUGGACAAAUUUGCAGACUUCUCUGCAUUUUCUAACACUGUCACACCAAUGGACAUUUGCCAGGCCACAGACAUAAGAGAACGCAGAGGCGAUUCCAGCGACGGGAAACCACUAUCAGACGUGCAGGAUGAUGAACUCUCCAGAGUAGGCCUGGCAGAAGCCAACUCUGAGAAGAGGGUCACAGGCAUAGGAUCUGACACCAACUCCUCCACUGAGGCAGUGCAAUGGCUAAGCAAUGGGGAGGGUAGUUUGCACAUAGGGGACAACUUUGACCAAAGUGACACAGAACCGAUUGUGACACACCAGGGCUGUGAGGAACCUGCUGUCCACAGUGACAGUGAGUUGACAGAGAUGGACACUACUGAAGGCAGGGUGUCUCCUGAGCAUGCUCAGGAAAGAUCAGUAGACCAAGAAGAAGAGUCCUGUGAUUCUCCCAGCAAUGGUUUCUCAGAAGGUUGUUCCAUGUCCCCAGCUGGAUUGGAUCACUGUGGGGACUUAAGCCAGACUAGUUUUGCUCCCUUACAGAUGCAGUUCAAAGAGGAUGCCACGACUAGCACUGACUUCGGCAAAGUUACCGUGGAGCCAGAGGAUGAAGACUUUGGGGACUUUGGCGAUGCCACUACCUGCAACCACCAGGGUUUUGCUGACUUUGACCAGGUGGAUUCUGGUCUCUUGGCCACACCAGAUGAGCAAAACGUUGUGUCUCGGGUUGCAAGGGAGCCUGAAAAUGAGGAAGAUUUUGGUGAUUUUGACUCACCUAAAGGUUAUAGUAGAGGGAAGGAUGGGGAUGACGGUGAGAUGCAGUUUGCAGAUUUCCCUGGCAGUGACAGCUUUGCAGACUUCAGCUCUGCACCCGUCGACUCCAGCUCUGAUUUCAACACAGGAUGGAAUGCUUUCGGGGACCAGGAACAGGGUGGUGAUGACUCCUGGGCAGCAUUUGACCAGGAACAGAGAAUUGCCUGUACAGAGGACACCGAAGAGCGGUGGCAGGCCAGCACUGCCACCUCUGCACCCCUUACUGGCACCCCCCAGACCAGCAGGAGAGAGAGCCUCACAUUGCUAGCCAGCCGACUGGAGCGGCUCUUCCAGGCCAGUUUUCCGGAGGCUCCCAUCCUACAGGCUGGUGAGGAGGUGCUCCCCUUGCAAGCACUCCUAGAACCCCUUGAGAAGCAGCAGGAGCAGAGUGAUGAGCAAAGCACAGUGGCACAAGGGUGGCCGCAAGACAUGUGGCAGCAGUUGCGGGAUAUCCACAAUGCCUUGGGCUUGCGACACCAGUGGGGUGGCUCCCACUGCAAUAGGACCCUUCUCUGUUCCCUGGGCAUUGACACUAGGAAUAUUCUGUUCACAGGUCAGAAGAAGCAGCCUGUGAUCGUACCCAUGUAUGCUGCUAGCUUGGGCAUGCUAGAGCCAACCAAAGAACCUGUGAAACCGAUUUCAGCGGCAGAGAAGAUUGCAUCUAUAGCACAAGCAUCUCCAGUCUCUCCAGAAAUUAGUUCUUGCUCAUCAGAUCCAACACAAGAGACGCUCCCACCUAUUCAGUUUGACUGGAGUAGCAGUGGCCUUACUAAUCCUCUGGAUGCCAGCGGAGGCUCCUCUCUGCUCAACCUCGAUUUCUUUGGGCCCGUGGAGGACUCUGGCUCUAGCAGCGCCACGUCUAUCCCAGGCGUGGACCCUGAGCUGUAUGAGCUCACCACUGCCAAACUGGACACCAGUGGUGCCACCAGCCGUGUAGCUGAUGCCUUUGCCCGCCUCAUGUCUACCAUGGAGAAAACCAGCACCUCAACCAGGAAGCCCCGCAAGGAGGAGAACUUGAGCGAGGAAGCAGCGAAGGUGAUUGCAGGGCUGCCGGACCUCUCCUUCAUGCAGGCAAAGGUGCUGAUGUUCCCCGCCACGCUGACCCCUCUGGGUUCCUGUUCCUCAUCUGCUUCAUCCACUGCCACCACGGGUGACUGAGGGUCUCCUCUCUGGCGCUCAUGAUCUCAUUCAACCAGUCAGCUUUCUUUCUUCUGCGUCCCACUUUGGGAUUUUUUAUUUUUUUUCCCCCUCUUUCCUUUCCUGUUACUCUCCUCCUCAUGUUGUGCUGCUACCUGGUUUCCUCUGUCUAAAAAAAGGGCAAAGCUGAGACACGAAGGGGCCCAUGUCUACCAAGAAGCUCAGCGGGUGGUGUUGACAACAAUGAUGAUCACGAAAAGUAAAAGCAUAUAUUUAUUUAUCAACAAAUACUAUGGAAGAAGUCUUGUUUAUAUUAUGAGAAUCAAUCUGUAAAUAAUCAGGGAUGAACUUUAGUUAUUUUUCGAAGAUUAUUUUUUUUUCCCCCCCUCUCAGUACUGGGAGUGCGUCGUUUGUCUUAGUGAGAACACUGGCUGAAGCCCUUCUUAUGAGGCACAAGUAAAGCGAAUGAGAAAUCUAUAUUAUGUACAUAACUUGAAACCACACUGCCUGCAAAAUCCAGCUGAAUGUUUUCCUGUUGUGUUCAUUGCCUUAGUUUUUAUUUUUGUUUGUUUUUACCUUAAGUAGAUUUUAUCCUCAACUUUCUUAAAUUAAGCUGUCUUUAUUGUGCUUUUGUUUUUUGUUUGGUUUGUGUAAUUUUGUCCGAUUUUUGUCAGCGUCUCCCUGCAAAACACAUCAAUCUGUGGGCUGAGGGUUCAUGUCUUGUUGGAAAAGACGUCUUUGCUUUUUGGCAGCGGGAGGGGUGUGUCAUUUUUAUGAUUGAAACCACUGGCAUAAAGUACUUUCGAAUAGAUUAAGUGUAAGUUAACUGAUGUGAUAAUCAACUUAAAAUUGAGGAAUGAGGGACCAAUAUUUACUUCCAUGUUUCUGUUACUUACAAUAUUAAGUGCUUUCAUUAGCUGUUUUUGUUUUGGCAUUUCUCAUGUUUUACCACUGUAAAUCUAUUUUUAGAAGGAUUUUGCACAUUGUAAAGAUGAAAUGGAUGUAAUCAUAGUUCGCUGUGGCUUUAGACUGUGUACAGUAAAACUAUGGACUGUAAAAUGUAUGGGAAAAUUCCUAUGGAAAAAGACAAUACACUUGAAGAGCCUGUAAAAAGGUUAACAUGCAUGCCGGGUUCUUUUCAGACUUAAGUGUGUAAAUUUACUUUUAGUGUA
Molecule: messenger RNA, 3990 nt
Organism: Scleropages formosus (Asian bonytongue)
Lineage: Eukaryota; Metazoa; Chordata; Actinopteri; Osteoglossiformes; Osteoglossidae
Gene: aftpha
Product: aftiphilin a
Exons: 10
Coding region: 323-2839 (838 amino acids)
Biological process (GO): intracellular transport
Cellular component (GO): trans-Golgi network membrane; AP-1 adaptor complex
Molecular function (GO): clathrin binding
Source: RefSeq, a predicted model, not a curated record